This is a messenger RNA of Cladophialophora immunda, 3717 nucleotides long. RefSeq lists its product as uncharacterized. Gene Ontology annotation, molecular function: ubiquitin binding. Gene Ontology annotation, biological process: double-strand break repair via homologous recombination; protein deubiquitination. The coding region runs from base 242 to 3442 and encodes 1066 amino acids. Lineage: Eukaryota; Fungi; Ascomycota; Eurotiomycetes; Chaetothyriales; Herpotrichiellaceae. The record is from RefSeq and is a predicted model, not a curated record. The transcript is spliced from 6 exons.
GACUGGCGUACCAUCCGCAGUCCACUGCGCCCGCACUUCACAACGGCGCAGGCUAAAUACUACCUGAUCUGCCGAUGCAGCUCUUCCAUGCUUCUGCAACCUCCGUAGAGAACAUCGGAGGCAAAAUCGUGGCCACGGUAGUGUUCUUUUGACUGGAUCCUGCAGAGAUGGCCGGUUGAGAGAGACCCAAUUGUCUUGUCGCAAAGGUUCGAGAAUCGAGGGGCUUCCACAUCAACCGCAUAUGGCCAAGAAGAAGCGCCAGAGGAUCAGCUAUGUACUGCCUCUGGCAAGUACGCCAGGUGGCCAUCGGCUUGGGGUGAACGGGUUAGCAUUUGACGAGGAUCGCUCAAUACUAUACACUGGUGGCCGAGAUGGAGUGAUAUGCGCAUGGGACCUCGAUUUGGAGGCGCAAAGGUUGAAUCGACAAGAGGCGGACGCAGCAAAAGACAAGAAAAGCACCGUAUCAUUCCGCAAGCAGGUGCAGGCGCAUACUCAUUGGGUCAACGACAUUGUCCUCGUAAAAAAUAACCUGGGGCUAGUCUCUGCUUCAUCCGAUGUCACCGUAAAGCUGUGGCGGCCUCACGCACACGAAUCGUCCCAAGCGUACACCAUCGGCUCUCACAGCGACUAUAUCAAAUGCCUGGCAACGCCCGACCGGACAGCCAACUGGGUUGCCUCCGGAGGCUUAGAUCACAGGAUUUGCCUCUGGGAUCUGAAUGGCGGAGGUAAGAACCUCGAAAUCAACGUGGGAAAGGUAGAGGAUGUGGUCAAGGGAUCGGUGUACUGCUUGCGCGCACGGGGAUCCCUUCUCGCCAGCGGAGGGCCUGAAAGCGUCGUUCGUCUGUGGGAUAUCAAGUCCGGCAAAGGCAUCACCAAACUUGUCGGACAUACGGACAACGUCAGGGACAUCUUGAUCAGCGACGAUGGCGACACACUGCUCACUGCCUCGUCCGACCAGACGAUCAAGGUCUGGUCUAUUGCAGCUGGACGAUGUAUUCAUACCUUGACCAUGCACAACGAUAGUGUUUGGUGCAUGUACUCGGACGAUCCCAAUCUGGCUGUCUUCUACUCUGGAGAUAAAUCUGGUCUGGUGGCCAAGACUGAUACUCGACGGGCAAUGGAGAUUGACGAUGGAGUGUCCGUCGCUGUGUGUCAAGAACACGAUGGUAUUGCUCGGGUACUCCCUGUUGGCGACUCCGUCUGGACAGCAACGUCGAGCUCAAGCGUCAACCGCUGGCUCGACGUCGAUACAGAGCUUGAGGUUGAAACACCUCCUGCGUCCCCACGGGAAGAAAGGACCGCAAGCCCAGAGGCAAGGAGUCAUUUAAGCCCCGAGCCUCCAGCUCCUACACCCCCUCCGACAACGAACGGUACCACGAACGGCACCACGAAUGGCGAAGUCGAACACAAAAAGAAAAUUCCUCACAAUGCAAUUCUACGUGUCUCCAACACAGCCCUCCAUCCUGGCAGGAAGCAUUUGGGCAGACAUCCCAAUGUAUCGGCGACAAAUUUGAGGAAGGCUUCAGAGGCUAUGAUCACGGAUGAUUUGAGUCUGGUGGUUCCUAUCAGGGGCCAACCCGCUGAGACCAUUGAGGGCCAGAAUGGACUCAUCAAACACGUCAUGCUAAAUGAUAGGAAAAGGAUACUCACUUUGGAUACUGCCGGCGAGGUAGUAUUGUGGGACCUUCUCAAGUGCAUCCCCAUCAAAUCUUUCGGCCGUCGUCAUCUUGACGAAGUCGUGCCGGAUGUCAAUACAACUGAAAGCGUUGCUAACUGGUGUGGCGUGGACACGAAGACUGGAAAGAUUACAGUCAUGCUCGAGGAGAACUACUGCUUCGAUGCUGAAGUGUAUGCGGACGAGCUAGACUUGCCCAGCGAUCUUGCCUUCCGCGAGGACCAGAGAAUCAAUCUCGGCAAAUGGGUACUACGCAACUUGUUUUCGAAACUCAUUGACGAAGAAGUUGCUCGAGACGAAGCCUAUAGACGCACACUGCAAAACCCCGUCAGUGCUCCUCCUACCAGUGGUCUUGUUCGACCUGGUGCACCAACUAGCAUCAAACUGCCAGAAUCCGUCGGCACAACGCCCAUGGUGUCACCUGGGACAGUUGUGACGCCUCGUGCAUCGAAUGGCUUCUCAAUGGUGCCUGCAACUCCUGGAUUGGCAAUUGGCGCCGCUACACCUGGCUUUGCGCCAUUAAACACCACACUUCCUCCUACCGCGGAAGAGGAGCCAGCACAGACCCCCAACGGGGCGCCUUCACGGUCGUCGCGCGCGCAAACCCCGCGUGUGCAAACACCUCAUGUGCAGCCAACUCCCUCAGCGACCGAAUCUCAGAGUGUCGACUAUUUCUCUUCAACCAACACCACGGCGAAUAGUCAGUCUGAGGCAUCUUCAGAAAGCGAAAAAGUCCCCAAAACACCUGGAGGUGGUCCUGCAACGGCGGAAUCCAACGUCCACGGUACGCACUCGACACCAACGUCGCCUACCGAGGAGAGGAAAAAGGGCCUCUUUGGCAAGAAAUUCGGCAUGGGCAUGUCCUUCCCCAAGAAAAUGGCGAGUCGCUCGUCUGCAGAAGUGAAGGCGCCUGUUGUAUCAACGGAAGAGAGAUCUUCUGAUACGGCUUCGGUGCGAUCUUCAGAGAAAGACAUCGAGAAGGUCAACAUCGAAGAUAAUUUUUUCGGUGUCGUUCAGAAGAUCCGUCUAGAGUAUGAUGAGCAUCUUGAGUCCAAAACAGAUCAACCACUACCGCAAGGGAUUACUCCCUCCCUGCCGACAGAGACUCCCGUGCUAUACCCACCACCGCACACCACUAUCAUCAUCCAGGAGGAUAACCCAGAGAGUGGUGGUCUGGCGGACCAAUAUAGGGGUGAGAUCAGCGACUUGGGAAACCCUGCGGAGGUAGAUGCACUUGAAAAGAUUGCUCCGAUGUGGUUGGGUGACUUAUUACUGAGGAACCAAAUCCCUUACAAAGACACGGUCAAGGUGUCGUUCGUCUUGCAUCCCUACGAAAACUUGCUCCCGCCGAUUGCUUCGCCUGAUGGCAAUGCUCGGCUCAACGCGAACCGCAUGCUCCGCGCGAAGAAAAUCAUGGCGUACGUCGCUGAGAGGAUCGAAGCACCUACAGCUCAACAUGCUCAAUCUACCGAGACAACGGAGGGACAACAAUCCAAUGAAAUGCAGAAUCCGGACAUAGCGCCCGCUGAAGUAGAAGAGAAUCCAGAGUCUCAGCUCAAGCCAGAGGAGUAUCUGGAACUAUACUGCCAAAACCAACUGGUCCAUCCCAACACAACACUGGCUACGCUACGCGUGCACGUUUGGCGAACGGGUGGCGAUGUGGUGCUGUACUAUAAGAGCAACGGGAGGAAGAAGUUGAAGUUACCCCAUCCUUCACAGGUGCCCACGGAUGUCGAGAGUGAGGAGACGACGGGUGUAGUACGGUAGAACAAAGGAAUGCGGCAAGAACAGAGGCAUGGACUGCUGGGCGUUGUAAAAGCAAUCAUCCAAAGCGAGUGUUAAGUCGACGUGGACCGGAAGGAAGAAGCACUCGAGGCAGGGGAGUGACUACAAAGCUAGAGGGUGAUGCCUUCGUUGUUAGACUUGGGUUGAUGGGAGACCAUUCGAAACAAUAAAAUAAGGUGCAUGGGAUGAUACGAGCGCCCGUCAACACUUGCUCUGAAAGAAAGAAUAACAUUUGCACAAAAAUCACAUGACGUAGG